AUGGGACCCAGAUCGGUAUUCCCUUGGCCUGGGCCUCUUGACUCAGCGGCAACAAACCACAAUAUUCUAGGAGCUGACCUUAAUUCUCUUGUCAGCGGCUCAGACGCCAGCCUGACUCCUCCCAGCGAGACAAGAUCACUAGCUUCUAGCCCGCCACGCCUAUCCAUGACACCUGAGCAACAGGAGAUGAGGAGGCACAGAGAUAGAGUACGACGAGAGUCCAAGUUGACGUCUAGGAUGAGACGCACUGACAGUGCCUCAUACACCACCUCCCCGCCGCCGAUGGCCCUGAACGAUGUUUCUAAUGCAAUCCCCCUGCCGAUUUACUCGACGGCACCUCAGGUCUCUCUACUCGCAGAACCUUCUCAAGCUCUACACAACCAGCAAUAUCUUUCUUCAUAUAACGCAGCUCUACAGGAAGCUUCACAUACUUCUCAGAUGUUCACCUCUUCUCCCUAUCAGUCGAUGUGGGUUGUCCCAGACCAACGAGUUACGGAAGCAUCAUGGGCUAAUGGAAUUUGCUCUCAGACCAUCAACGUACAGCAUGCCAAUGGAUUACCCGGGUAUUUAUUCUGCACCAGGGGACUUCAGUCGCACAAGACACCGGCCUCCUAUACUCCAUGCCAACGGUUCAGCCUAUUUCUCAUUCAAAUUAUAGCCAGGAAGGCAGCCAUGUUAGAGUUGUUCAGAGCCGGCCAAAACCUCGAUGUUGGGAACAUGGGUGCAAUGGCAGACAGUUCUCCACCUUUAGUAAUCUUCUUCGACAUCAGCGGGAGAAAUCAGGCCAAGCAGCCAAAGCUACAUGCCCAAAUUGUGGUGCUGAGUUUACUCGAACAACCGCCAGAAAUGGACACUUGCUGCACGACAAGUGUAAGCAGAGAAGAGGCAACAGCAGCAGCAACUAAAACAGCAACAUUACAUCCGGUUCCGAUUCACGACUGGUGA
Metarhizium brunneum ARSEF 3297 is the source of this 945-nucleotide messenger RNA. The record is from RefSeq and is a predicted model, not a curated record. NCBI's taxonomy places the organism in Eukaryota, Fungi, Ascomycota, Sordariomycetes, Hypocreales, Clavicipitaceae.